Penicillium macrosclerotiorum is the source of this 2067-nucleotide messenger RNA. It is a transcript of the gene dspD, whose product is annotated as putative protein-tyrosine phosphatase. The record is from RefSeq and is a predicted model, not a curated record. NCBI's taxonomy places the organism in Eukaryota, Fungi, Ascomycota, Eurotiomycetes, Eurotiales, Aspergillaceae. Gene Ontology annotation, molecular function: MAP kinase tyrosine/serine/threonine phosphatase activity; protein tyrosine/threonine phosphatase activity. Gene Ontology annotation, biological process: protein dephosphorylation; negative regulation of MAPK cascade. The transcript has a single exon. Gene Ontology annotation, cellular component: cytosol; nucleus; cytoplasm. Bases 1 to 2067 code for a protein of 688 amino acids.
AUGCCGGUACAAACCAGUCCACCGUCCUUCCAGGACUCGUUCCCAUCAUUUAUGUCCGUUUAUGGUGGACUGCCAGCCCAAUACAAAGAGGACGAGCACUCUAUACAUCCGUUCCAGCUUCCAGCGCACAUUCCAGUUCACACUUCGUCACAUCUUCCUCCUUCCCCUCAUCGCGAAAGCGUGUCGUCAAUGACCUCCGGGUCCAGCGAAUCUUCCCCUACCACCACAGUUUCGCCCUUCGAUUCGCCCUCCACGGGCAACGUCUCCCCCAGCUCCUCCCCCGAAUCGCUCUCUGCAAUGCCGAUGUCCUAUCCGAAGUUCACGCCAUCCAUUCGGCCCGUCGAAGUUGCCGCGCUGUCCGCCAUGGCGGAUAGCACCCGACUAUUGCCCGCUCCAACGAGGACGCGGGCCGACUCCCCCAAUAGACGAUCGCGUAACCCGAAGAAUCUAUCGUUGCGCAUGCCGCCCCUCUCGCAGUCGCGCCCCCCUAUUGCAACCGCAUCGGUCCUCGAGACUACAUCAUCACAUCACCUGUCUGCACCGCCAUCCCCCAUUCAGAUACCGAAGACUGGUCGGCGGCGCCCUGCUAAUCUCACCAUUCGGACACCCGGCUUUGACAAGUCCUUUGGUUCUGACCUGGUACCUCCAACCCCUCUUGGGCGACACACUCUUCGUCAUGCCGAGUCGUCUCCCUCGCUCGCCUCGAUUACAUCUCCUGGUUUUGCUCCGCGGGGUGGCAUGCAGCUUCCACGGCUGAUGUCGACCGACGGUCAACCCCACUCGUCGGGUACUUCCUCCGCGGACAACUCCCCGCUCACGAUGACCCCCGAUAUUAAUACCACGUUUACCCGCCGGGUGCUUCACGGGCUGGAGGAAGAGGAUUCCCACUUGGAUUCGCGAGAGUCGACUCGGGGAUCCGACCGUGGCUAUCCUAAUGGACCCAUUCGCAUCUAUGACUCUGGAGUGUGGCUGUACUUAGAGCCCAAUGCGGAGGAGGCAGCGCAAUUCGACGUGGUGAUCAACGUAGCCAAGGAAGUUCGCAACCCCUUCAACAUCGACAAUGAAGGCCGAAAUGACACCGUUAUGAGCACUUGGCGUAACGCGUCGAUGGCCUCAAACCGAUAUUCCAACAGCGACCCCCAAACUGCGAUGUCUGACAUCUCCUUCAAGUCUGCAUUUGAAUACCAGGCGUCCGACUCUUCCGGUUCUGCAACCCCAACUACCGCGACCCCUAAACCUACUACUCCCGAGUACCUCCACGUUGGUUGGGACCACAACUCGGAGAUCCUCGACGAUCUUCUUCCUCUGUGUGAGCUCAUUGAUGACCGGGUCGCGGAGGGCAAGAAGGUUCUUGUUCACUGCCAAUUGGGUGCGAGCCGGUCGGCUUCGUUGAUUAUUGCAUAUGGUCUGUACAAGAAUCGUCACCUGGAUUUCAACUCGAUGUAUGAGCUCGUCAAGGGACGCAGCCAGUGGGUCAGUCCGAAUAUGAGCCUCAUCUACCAGCUCACCGAUUUCCGCUCUCGGUUGAUGCAAGGAUCCACUUCGCGACCUGCCCCUCGUGAGUGGUUUGUACAGACUGGCCGUAGAAGCUCCGAGCCGCAAGUCACUCAAACAGAACGUGAACAGGCUCAGCAGCAAUUGGCUUUGGGUGGCUUAGCUCCGGUGCCGUCCAUUGGUGGUCUCUCGAUCCCAUCUUCAAGUCCAAAACGCCCCAAGACCAGCGAUAAUGGAAAUCGGUCGCCCAAACGCAGCUUAUCUCCGCGGCCACUGCCCUUCCGACAGAAGUUUCAGUCGAUAGAACCUGCGUUUGGUCGAUCUCGUAGGCUUCCACGCAGCGUGAGCAGUUGUGAUCCCUUAGUUCAAACCAAUGUGUUUGUGCGUGAUAUCCCCGACCCUAGUUCGGGGCUUUUCUCCCCAGGACAUCGGGCUUCCUAUCACCCCCACCGCUUCCCCUUCAAGCCCGGGGGAUUGAGCAGACGGUUUCCGAAGGUCCCAGUGCUGUGCAAUACGCGAAGGACACAGCUGAUCCUCGCUCACCUCCAGCGGGAGGCGAGCGUCUUAUCUUGA